CAUGCGCACUGUGUAAUAGUGCAGUUGAUGGUUCAUCGGGCUGCUAGUGUGUGUCUGAGCUCACUGGAUCCCGAUCAGCUGCACUUCUCUGUGUGCGUUAGUGCAGCUGGAAGUUUUGCUGUUCGGUCAAGGGAUAAUAUUAAAGCUCUUCGUCAUAAAUAUGUCUACAAACAAAGUGAAGAAAGUGAAGAUGGCCACAAAAUCAUGCCCGGAGUGUGACCAACAGAUUCCUGUGGCUUGUAAAUCCUGUCCUUGUGGCUACGUCUUCAUCAGCCGAAAGCUGCUCAAUGCCAAAUUAAAUGAGAGAUCUCCAGUGAUGGACCAAUUGGAUGCCAAAAGAAGACGAACAGAAAGAAUAAGAAAAGAGAAGAUAAAUUUAUCAUCUUCCAGUGAUAUGGAAAAUAGGAGGCGAUCCCGCUCCAACAGUCAGUCAGAUCCAAUCCGCAGAGGACGAGGCAGACCGAAAACUGUUGGGCUGAAGAAGCAGGAGGAAGAAAUAGAAAAACAGGAAAAGGAGGUUGACAUUUAUGCCAACCUCUCAGAUGAGAAGGCUUUUGUGUUCUCGGUGGCCUUGGCCGAGAUUAACCGCAAAAUUCUGGGCCAGAGACUCAUCCUGUAACAAGCGUUGGAAACAAUUGCAGCUGAAACUCAGGGCUCUUACAACGUGGGUGUGCAGAUGUCCCAUAUGUCUAUGUAAAAGCGGUUGGGGAAACUCUGACCCGAAGAAGCUUAAACCCCUGUGUGGCCGAAGCUCAGCUCAGUGGUGCUACCGUGAAUUGGUGGAUUUCAGACACCGUCUCUCUGCAUAUGAGGGGAAAAAUGACUGUUAUCCUCGACUUGAGUGAGAGAACUGUAGUACUCAUUAGCGGUGUAGGAUUCUAUCUAUUUUAAUGACAAUUUUAUGGAAUGUAUUCAAUGUUCCUACCAGUUGUUUCUUAAAAUUUUUAAGCUGUUUAUUGGGGGAUGGGGUUGACCAAAAGAACAAUUUGUGUGCAAAUUAUGUCUGGCACCAUUAUUCCGACUUGUAAGCUGAUCAAUUCCAUUUUCUUUAUUUAGGUGCCAGUGAGCCAUAUUAUUUUACAAGUAACCAAGUGGGAGCUGAACCCAAAUGGAAAUGGCAGAUUAAUGGUUAUUUAUUAUGCCUCAACCAUCUUAAUUUAAGCGUGUUUAUUUUCCCUUUUGUUAUUGUUUGAUAAAUGGUAACAAAGUGAAUGUGUAAUAUUCACCCUGUAUAUGGAUAUAUUAAAAUUAUUUGCAUUUA
Messenger RNA from Pimephales promelas (fathead minnow), 1261 nucleotides. RefSeq names its product HDAC and MIER1 interacting protein 1 (gene hdip1). NCBI's taxonomy places the organism in Eukaryota, Metazoa, Chordata, Actinopteri, Cypriniformes, Leuciscidae. The record is from RefSeq and is a predicted model, not a curated record.